Messenger RNA from Columba livia (rock pigeon), 2825 nucleotides. RefSeq names its product cytochrome P450 2W1. Gene Ontology annotation, cellular component: intracellular membrane-bounded organelle; cytoplasm. NCBI's taxonomy places the organism in Eukaryota, Metazoa, Chordata, Aves, Columbiformes, Columbidae. Gene Ontology annotation, biological process: xenobiotic metabolic process. The record is from RefSeq and is a predicted model, not a curated record. Bases 88 to 1590 code for a protein of 500 amino acids. The transcript has 9 exons. Gene Ontology annotation, molecular function: heme binding; iron ion binding; oxidoreductase activity, acting on paired donors, with incorporation or reduction of molecular oxygen, reduced flavin or flavoprotein as one donor, and incorporation of one atom of oxygen.
CAAACAGAGAGCCAGCUGGCAGAAACCGAGCGGUGCCACUGCACUGCUAUUGCUUCCAACCCCCAAAUCCAGAUUAUUACUAAAAAAAUGUCUUUUUUAAUUUCAUAUAUCUCUGAUCCUGCAUUAAUUUGCCUGCUGUGUGCAACAGUAUUAUUAGCCGUACUCUAUUUUUCAGCUGGCUAUAAAAAUUCAGCUUUUAAAUUUCCUCCUGGUCCAACUCCUCUUCCGAUCAUUGGUAACCUGCACUUGGUGGAUCUUAGAAGGCAAGAUAAAUCACUAAUGAAGCUUGCGGAAAAAUACGGCCCCAUCUUCACCCUCCACUUUGGGUUCCAGAAAGUUGUGGUCCUGACCGGGUACGAAGUUGUGCGGGACGCGCUUGUGAACUACACAGAGGAGUUUGUAGACAGACCAUCCAUCCCAAUAUUUGACCAAAUUCAGAACGGAAACGGUUUGUUCUUCUCCAUCGGGGAGCUGUGGAGAACAACUCGGAGAUUCACCGUGUCCAGCAUGCGCAACCUCGGCAUGGGGAGAAAGAUGCUAGAAGGGAGGAUUUUCGAGGAGCUUCACUUCCUUAUUGAGAUGAUCAAGUCCUUCAAAGGGGAACCUUUUAGCCUGCCGUCCUUCAACUGUGCUCCGAUCAACAUCACCUUCAUCCUGCUCUUCGGGGACAGGUUUGACUACAAGGACCCAACGUUUCUCACUCUCUUAAGACUCAUAGAUGAAGUCAUGAUUCUUCUGGGAUCACCGUAUUUGAACUAUUUCAAUUUCUACCCGUUCCUUGGAUUCCUUUUCAAAACCCACAAGAUUAUGCUUCGGAAAAUAGACGAUGUACGUGCCAUUUUGAGGCAAUACAUGAAGGCAAGCAGGGAGGACAUCAACGAGAACAGCGUCAGGAGCUACAUUGAUGCACUGAUAUUCAAGCAACAAGAGGAGAAAAACAAGAAAGGCAGUCUCUUCCAUGAUGACAACUUAAUAGCAUCCAUACUUGACCUGGUCAUGGCGGGGACGGAGACCAUAGCCACGACGCUCCAGUGGUCCAUCCUGCUGAUGAUGAAAUACCCAGAGAUCCAAAAAAAGGUGCAGGAGGAGAUUGGGAGAAACGUCAAAGCUGGAAGCUGGGCCACGUACGAGGAUCGGAAGAACAUGCCGUUUACCAACGCGGUGCUACACGAAGUGCAGAGGUUUAUCACCCUCCUGCCCCACGUUCCUCGCUGCACUGCUGUCGACACCCACUUCAGGGGCUACUUCCUUCCCAAGGGUAUAAUUGUGAUCCCGUCACUUACCUCAGUGCUGCUGGAUAAGACACAAUGGGAGACACCACAUCAGUUCAACCCCAACCACUUCCUUGAUGCUGAGGGGAAUUUUGUGAAGAGAGAGGCCUUCCUGCCCUUCUCCACAGGGCGGAGGAACUGCAUCGGAGAAAGCCUGGCCAAGAUGGAGCUGUUUGUCUUCUUUGUAGGGUUGCUGCAGACAUUUACUUUUCAACCCCAACCAGGAGUUUCAGAGUCUGAUUUGGACCUCACCGUCCCCCAAACGACUUUCACAUUAAGGCCUCAGCCUCAGGCAACCUGUGCUGUCCUGCGUGAAUGAACACAGCAACACAGCCUUGCUGAAGAGCAACCUAACAAGUGGGGAAGCUGCUUAGACCCAACUUAGCUACGCUAGGACUUGCCACCCCCCAUCUUCCCAUAUAACCCUUGUUCACAUUCCCUUCCCGCGGUCUCCAUCCACUCCCACUCCACCGCUACAUCUGCCCCAUACGUUGCUGGCCCCCUCUUAGCUCCUGUGCUGUGAAGAGGUACAUAUGAUCAAUGAGAAACCGUGAUGGUGGUUGACAAACACACACUUCUUCUCAAGACAGACGGUGCAUGGAGCCAAUGAAAGGACCGAGAAGGUGGUCUGGUGGAGGGGAUGCAGACCAUGAGUAGUAGGUGUGACACCCAGGCUCCCAUGGAGAAGCAGUGAAGUCCAUAAUGUCACAGAAAUCUGCCCAAAAUCCUGCGGAAAGACUCUGUGCCCGAAAUACACUGUGGGUCACACACUUGAACCAUCCAUAGGGACCUCCUGAACUUUUCCAAGCUCUCUAAUUACCUAUAGCUUCUAGCAAAAUCCUACCAGCCUAGGCAGGCAAGUCAAACACUGAGUGAAAAAACACAUCGAUUCAUGUGAUUUGAGGACAAAGUUAUUUCUGCCUUGGAACAGCAUCCUGAAAGAUCCCCAAAGUCUGCAAACCUGUUUAGAUAAGCAAGUGCUGUCACCACCAAGUUCAACACUGCAGAAGUUCACGUGAGACUCCUACCAGCAACCAGUCAUACAAGGCUAAUGAUACAGAAAAUAAAUUAGACCCGUUUCUAGUUUUAUGGAUCUCUGUCUUUCCUGACACUGUUAAAUAGAAGCAAACACUGCUCCUCUCCUCAGACCUCCUGGGUGGUGUGAAGAGCCAACAUGAGCAGUCACUCUGGUAUUCGGGAUGGUCUGGCCAUUGGAACCAGCCGCGCAAUUUCCUUGCAAAUGGUGUCUAAUUUCAGAGGGCUUGUAUUGCAAACACGCGGGGAGAAUUGGGAUCAGGGAUUAGAUAAAACCUGGUUUUGCUUGUUUUCCUUUCCUCUGUAGCUUUAUCUGGCUGUUUGUCUGUCUGUAGCACUCAUCUGCCGUCAUAUUCUGCAAUCUUAUUCCAGUUGAUGUAUAGCCCAGACAAUAUAUCAGCCAUUUAUCUGCCUGUGAAUUGCCACUUCUCCAUAUGCAUUUUCUUAUCAUGUGCUUUAUCAUAUUGUUCGUCUCCCUCUUCAUGGGAACCCAAUAAAGUUUUAAUCCCAUGCCUUCAA